This is a messenger RNA of Pseudocercospora fijiensis CIRAD86, 312 nucleotides long. RefSeq lists its product as uncharacterized. Lineage: Eukaryota; Fungi; Ascomycota; Dothideomycetes; Mycosphaerellales; Mycosphaerellaceae. The record is from RefSeq and is a predicted model, not a curated record. The annotation marks the transcript as partial. The transcript has 3 exons.
GUGCGGAAGCAUGGGAGCCUCACGAGGGAUGAGGAGAUCAAUGAAGCCUCCUGGGUAGCCGCGAGAGGAGCGGCGGUCGGAGCUGCAAAGUGGGGAGCUUUCUCGAUCUUAGCAGGCGCCGCUGGCUAUGCUUUCAGUCCAGUCUACAGAGGUUUGACCGUCCAAUUCAAGGUGUUUCUGCAGAUGUCUGUGAUGACGGCAGGAGCCAUCAUCGAAGCAGACAGGCGGCUCAUAGCCCACGAAGCCGUGAUGCGCACUAGGAAGAGGGUCGCUCGUGACGCAGCGAUAUGGAAACAGUACGAAGAAGACUAU